Gaeumannomyces tritici R3-111a-1 is the source of this 1302-nucleotide messenger RNA. RefSeq names its product meiosis-specific topoisomerase Spo11. Gene Ontology annotation, cellular component: nuclear chromosome. The record is from RefSeq and is a predicted model, not a curated record. The coding region runs from base 1 to 1302 and encodes 433 amino acids. Gene Ontology annotation, molecular function: DNA binding; DNA topoisomerase type II (double strand cut, ATP-hydrolyzing) activity; ATP binding. Lineage: Eukaryota; Fungi; Ascomycota; Sordariomycetes; Magnaporthales; Magnaporthaceae. Gene Ontology annotation, biological process: reciprocal meiotic recombination; meiotic DNA double-strand break processing; meiotic DNA double-strand break formation. The transcript has 6 exons.
AUGCCAAACAUCUCCACCGUCCGCCUGCGGAGCCGAAGCCUGCGGCCCAGAUCCCCGAUCGACGAAUCUUUGGGGGAAUCUCAUGGCACUGUUCUAGACGAGGGCGCGUCGUCCGUGGCCAGGCCCCCGCAAAUCUCGUCUCUCGUACGGUCCGCGAGUUCUACCACGAGCAACGCCAGUGCCACAAACUCGGUGACAGCUGACACAAGCGUGCUACCUACUGUCCCAUCUUCCGACCACCCAAGUGCCAGUGCUGCCAGCAGCCAAUCAGACAACGAAAGGAACCAGCCAUCGGCCGUGAUUGCACAAAUCGAAGAGAUAUUCGAAGCCGUCAUCGUUGCAGUUGAACAAGGAACCCAAUUGUCCCUUCCGCUACCCGCGGUCAUUCGUAUCCUAGAGAUUGCGCACGAAGCGCUCCUGACUGGCAAGCUUGUCACCAAGAGGAACAUUUUUUACCAAGACAAGCAAUUGUUCCGUGACCAGCGUACUGUUGAUGCACUUGUCGACAACAUCGCCUUGACUCUGGGUGUGGGGCGCCAUGCCCUGAAUAUCGCUGCAGCCGGAAAGGGCCUCGUGGCUGGCCCGAUCUCCCUCACGUUGGAUGACGACGGUUCAAUCCUGCCUUGCGAUGACGCUACGUUGAUACCCACACCCGACAGACUACGCCAUGUCGAGUGGUCAAGAGCACAAUGGAUCCUCGUCAUUGAGAAAGAGGGGAAGGGCUAUCCAGACCUGUGCACCCGGAGAUUUCUUUUCAGCCUUCACCAGUCGCGGCCGUACAUCCCGGUAUACGGUCUGGUAGACUACGAUCCAUAUGGUAUCCGGAUCCUCAGAAACUAUCAAAGAGGCAGCGCAAACCUCCAGCACGAGCGCGACUGCACCGUCAGCACCAUACACUGGCUGGGAAUCAGACUAGCUGACAUCCGCAGCUAUCACGUCGGGAUACAGGAGGACAUCGCCGACUCGACUUCUCAAACGCAAGCGUCUACUCACCCCCACUCAAGUCAGGGACAGGAUAGUCAGAUACCCGAUACACUCCCCUCACAGCCAUCAAGCAGAACACGGUCGGCAGUAUCAAGACAGAGCGCUUUUGAGGCGAACACGGCAUCACUCAGCAACCGAGACCGAAAGGUUGCCCUGGAGACCCUUCGCAGCCUUCCAGCUAAUGAGAAUGACGAAGAUGGCCACUAUCUCGGUGAGCUUCAGGUCAUGCUCAUGCUUAACGUGAAGGCCGAAAUACAGGCCGUGGACAAUCUCGGUGAUAUUACUACAUGGCUUGACAGUAAACUUUGCAUGGAAUAG